Galendromus occidentalis (western predatory mite) is the source of this 2196-nucleotide messenger RNA. Its product is annotated as acylamino-acid-releasing enzyme. Gene Ontology annotation, molecular function: serine-type endopeptidase activity. The record is from RefSeq and is a predicted model, not a curated record. The transcript is spliced from 12 exons. NCBI's taxonomy places the organism in Eukaryota, Metazoa, Arthropoda, Arachnida, Mesostigmata, Phytoseiidae. Gene Ontology annotation, biological process: proteolysis.
AUGGGCAGCACACUUUUCGCCGAUAGCUCAAUUACAGCGGUGUACUCACGAAUUGAGGAGGUGACGAAGAUCUACAGAAGACAGUUCGGAGAAGCAUUGCCCACCGGCGGGGAAGUGAGGGCAUGCGCGAAGAACAUCAGGGUGACGACCUCGUGGACUUUGAUCGAUGCCGACAUGGAAAAACGAGUCAACUUCGAUACGAUAUCAAGCGCUGUGAGGAACGAUGGAAAGCCCCAGUUCGAACUGAUGCAGCCAGCCAAAGAGCUCAACGAAUCCAUAAUAUUCUCUCUCGAGACUGAUUCGAAGAGCCAACUGAAGGCAGUGGCCAAAGAAGUAACAAUCGGGGACAAGAAGAGCGAGUACGUUGAGAUCUGGAGAGCCGAGAAUCGAUUGGGGGUUUACGAAUGCGAUUUCGCCGAUCUUCACGGGAAGAUUGUCACCAAGGGAGACUUACCAUCCACGGAAUGGUCUCUGGACGAAACGAAGCUACUCUUCGUUGCUGAGAAAAAAACGCCGAAGGCUGAAUCGUAUUUCGCAAAGAAACCCGCUGCGGGCAGCGCUAUCGAGCUGACGCAGAAAAACACGCACCGUCCAUGAACAGGUGAAUCGUUCAGGCUGAAGGAAGAUUGGGGUGAGCAAGUCGAGGGCUGCGUUUGUCCCGUUAUCGUAAUUCUGGACAUUUCGGUCAUGGAGGCCACGGUCAUCGAGAAACCGGAUUCGAGUCUCGGUCAGGCGAUCUUCACCCCUGAUGGCAGAGGAAUCAUCGCGGUAGAGAGACCGAAUGAGCCAUAUCGACUCGGGUCAACUUUCUGCAACAACCGACGCCAACACCUGUUCUAUUACGAUUUCGAUUUGAAAACGUUUGAAGUGAUUUCCGCUCUCAAUAAAUGUGCCUUUUCCCCCCGGAUGCAUUUGUCGGGGAAGACUCUCAUCUACCUCCAGAAUGAGAUCGGGGGACCUCAUCGAAUGGCCGCCGAACUUCUGAGGGUGGAUUUCAGCUCUCCAAGGAAAGAGCCGGUUGUGGUUGUUGGGAUACCUGACCACCCGAAAGAGAACGAUUUUCCUGGCCUCUACCUCGCGGGCCUGAGUCGCGGGUGCAUACUGGAUGAUGGGAGAACGGCUCUUGUGAAUUCGAUCUGGCAUUCAAGAUUGGAUAUCCUCAGGAUUGACCUCGGCAGUGGCAGGAUCACCAAUCAGACACUGGAUGAUAAAUUCGGAUGCUGGACCGUUCUCGACAUCCACGGGGGUUUCAUCCUGGCAUCGCGGUCGUCGCCUUCAGUGAAGACUCACGUCGUCGUGGGCGAGAUCGCGCAGGACUCAGUGGAGUGGCACGAAGUGAAUGGCCUACAGGAGCUAUCACAUGUCGAGUGGCACCUCAUGAAGCUCCGACCAGUGGAUGAACCGGAACAAUACUUUGAAGCCAUUCUCAUUCAUGAGAGCAGCAGAGAAAAGCGCCCCCUGAUAGUUUUCCCUCAUGGUGGACCACACGCGACAAAUGUGUUGGGCUACUCCAAGGCUGUGCAGCUCUUUCUUGGCUGUGGAUACAGCGUUUUGUUCGUAAACUACAGAGGUUCCCUCGGUUUCGGGGAGGCUAACCUCCGAAGCUUGCCUGGACGGAUCGGAGACGUGGAUGUCAAGGACGUUCUCCAGGCCGCAAAAGCUGUUGAUAAGUCGCUCGUGUCUGACCUUGUGCUUUUCGGAGGGAGCCAUGGUGGAUUCUUGGCGGCCCACCUCGUCGGACAAUACCCUGCUGACUUCAAGGCGGCUGUUCUCUUGAAUCCGGUUUGCGACAUGUCCAUGCAAGGUCCCAGUGACAUUCCCGACUGGUAUUGGUAUGAGUCGGGAUGCAGCGGCGAAUUCAAACACGACAGCUUACCGACAAGCGACGAUUUGGCCCGCGCGCUUUCGACGAGUCCCAUGAGAUUCGCAAGCAAGAUCGUGGCACCGUGUCUCUUUCUCCUUGGCACGAAAGACCUUCGAGUGGAUAAGGGUCAAGGACUGAAACUCUACAAACAUCUCAGAGCACGCGGCGUAGAGGCGAAAUGCCGCAUGUAUGAGGACAAUCACUCGUUAUCGAAGGUGAAACACAACAGCGAUCUCAUGAUUGCGAGCGUCGAAUGGUUAGACACGUACACCAAGAAACCGUGACUGCUCUACACCCAAGGGAGAUGAACACUGACGAAAAUAAAUCUUCAU